AUCAUGAAAAUUUACACGUUGGUGUUAACUGUAUUUAUGGUGAAUGCAACAGCAAUUGAAAAUUCACCAGCUGACGUUAUGGCAAGGAAUAUAUUAGAAUGGAUUCAAGGGAUUUAUCGACAAGGCGUACGUAAAACACGUCAGCAGUCGGACAAUGCCUAUCUGCCACCAUACAGCACCCAAAGACCACCAGAAAAACCUCGACCAUUUCAACCAGCUUCGACACAACAACCUCCAUCUUAUUCAAAUCCAAGUCAAAAUGAAGUAUCUGGCGGUUAUCCAGACUUUGGUAGUCAAUCGUCCUCGGAACAAGGUUAUUCCUCUAAUCGACCGUCAUCGACCAUAGGAUUCACUACUGCUCGAUCUAACAAUGCUAAAAAUAAUUACAAUACUGGAUCAGCCUCUAUUGGAUCAUCUUCUCCAUAUGGAGGUUAUCCAAGCUCAUCAACGACAUACUUACCACCUAGCCAGACUUCAAUUGGAUCGGGAUAUCCUUACCCUUCUCCUGGCAGCCGGCCAUCACCGGAUUUCCCCACACCAGGUCCAAGACCUACCUUAAUGCCGGGUUCAAGGCCGGGAUCUAGACCUGGAUCAAGACCAGGACCAAGACCUGGACCAACAACUGUACCAAAACCGGCACUAAGACCUGGAUCACAAGUUGAUUCAAGACCUAAACCAGAAUCAGGAGCUGGAUCGGGAUCGGUAUCAAAGCCAGCAUUGGAACCAGAAUCAGGACCUGAUGCAGUACCUGAAUCUGAUGUAGAGACUGAAUCUGAUGCAGCACCUUUACCUACACCUGGAGAUGAUGACGAUUUGAAACAUCCACCUCAUAUUCAUAGUUUAGACGUACAAUGCAGUAAAACAAUGAUGACUAUUAAUAUAGAAUUCAAUAGAAUUUUCGAUGGUGUGAUUUAUUCAAAGGGAUUUUUCAUGAUGCCACAAUGUCGAUACGUUGAACAAAAUUCUGGAGAAAAUAAAUAUUCUUUCACUCUUAAUCUUGAUUCUUGUGGAACUCAAUUUAUUAAUGAUUUUGAAGGCGAAGCUGGACAGGCAUAUUUGGAGAAUGUUUUAGUUUUACAAAACGAACCUGGUAUCCAAGAAGUCUGGGAUACUGUACGGACGGUACGCUGCUUAUGGGAAGGAAACAUUAAUAAAGCCCUAAAGGUGAGUCUAUCAGUAGAUAUGCUGAAUCAAGAGCUUGUGACAUUUAGUGGUGAUACUGCAACAGCUAAACUUGACAUUCAAGUUGGCAAAGGUCCAUUUGCACCAGCGGCUAAUGGUCUCGUAAAAAUUGGCGAUACAAUGACUCUUGUUGUUUCUGUUGAAGGAGAUCCUGCCUUUGAUUUACAAGUUCGUGACUGUGUUGCAAGAGAUGAAUCAUCGACCAAUGUAUAUCAAUUAACUGAUGAUCGAGGAUGUAUUCUUAAACCAAAACUAUUUGGCGCCUUCCAAAAAACAAAUGAAACUGGAAAUUCGGGAGCAUCUAUUAUAGCAUAUGCAUUUUUCCAAGCUUUUAAAUUCCCAGAUGUUAUGGAUUUGUUUAUCGAAUGCAACGUCGAACUUUGCAAAACGAAUUGCGAGCCUUGCCUUGAAAGUAAUCAGCAAAUUGAACCAGGACGUCGUCGUCGCUCCAUAAUUUACCGAAAUUCCACAAAUUGGACAAAUGAACAUCAGGGUGAAGCAGUACGUAUUGCUCGAGGUUUCCGUGUCGUUAUGCCAGAAGAUUUGCCGGAUAGUUCUAUCCUGACCCCCUACGAUGAAAUUUCUACUGAUAUUCAGGAAACUGGAUUAGCAGAGAUGCAGCAACAACAGAUAACAUCAAAACCAACGAAUUUGGCUGUUUGUUUGAGUUACAUUGGCUUUUACACAACAUUCACUACACUUCUCAUUGCUCUUGUUCUCAGUAGUUUAAGUGCUGCACUAAUGUACCUCAAAUUGCAGCGAAUUCAUCAUAAAAAAGUUCAACAUUCAUUCAACUGUUCGUGAAUCAAUGCAAUGAGAUAAACAAAAGAUGAAUAUCGUAAACUUAUGAAUUUCAGAAUACCAGAAUGCCAAGAUUCAAAAGCCCCUGAAACUAUUGAUUUUGUAACAGCAGUGUUUUUUA
This is a messenger RNA of Ceratosolen solmsi marchali, 2104 nucleotides long. RefSeq lists its product as uncharacterized. NCBI's taxonomy places the organism in Eukaryota, Metazoa, Arthropoda, Insecta, Hymenoptera, Agaonidae. The record is from RefSeq and is a predicted model, not a curated record. The transcript is spliced from 9 exons. The coding region runs from base 4 to 1986 and encodes 660 amino acids.